This is a messenger RNA of Nematolebias whitei (Rio pearlfish), 2793 nucleotides long. Its product is annotated as semaphorin-4G. Gene Ontology annotation, biological process: positive regulation of cell migration; negative chemotaxis; neural crest cell migration. The coding region runs from base 124 to 2778 and encodes 884 amino acids. Gene Ontology annotation, molecular function: chemorepellent activity; semaphorin receptor binding. The record is from RefSeq and is a predicted model, not a curated record. The transcript has 14 exons. NCBI's taxonomy places the organism in Eukaryota, Metazoa, Chordata, Actinopteri, Cyprinodontiformes, Rivulidae.
UAGCCUGCAGAGGUGUGUGUCUGUUCGAAGAGGUGUCUUCUGGUGAAUAUUUACAGGUGGAUGUGUUUGUGUGCACAAACCUCCUUGUAGGAGAGUGUUUUUUUUUCUGAGAAGGCGCCUAUAAUGGAGAGUGAGAGAGCUUUGUCCAUGGCGUCGAUGCUCCUGCUGCUGAGCUGCUUAUGUGCAGCCGUGGUGGGCUUCCCAUUCAGAACGCCCCCGGACCUGGAUGUGACUCCACGUGUCACCGUGCUGAGCAGCGGUCUUCGGCGCUGCAAGCGUUUUCAGUCCUCUGCAGUCAACUACAGCACUCUGCUGUUGGAGGCUGACAGCGAGCGCCUCUACGUCGGGGCCCGGGGGGCUGUAUUCGCUCUCAGUGCCUCUGACAUCUCAGCCAGCUCUGCUCUGACUAUCGAGUGGGAGGCCUCCAUCGAGCAAAAACGAGAAUGCAAGGUCAAGGGAAAAGACGAUAAGACAGAGUGUUUUAAUCACAUCCGCCUCCUCCAAAGAUUUAACUCUUCUCAUCUCUACAUGUGUGGGACUCAUGCCUUCACACCCCUCUGUGCAUACAUAGAUGAGAAGAAAUUUGUUAUGUCAUCUCAGCCUGAAGAAGGUAAAGACAGGUGCCCUUAUAGGUCAACAACAGGUUACACCGCUCUUAUUAUAGACCAGCAGUUAUACACAGCUUCCCAGUAUGAGUUCUGGAACUUUCCUGAUAUUCGCCGUAACUCUCCAGCUCCCACCCUGAAGACGGAGGACGCCCCCACACGCUGGCUGAAUGAGGCAGACUUUGUGGGUUCGGCUCUGGUGAGGGAGGGUUUGGGCAGCAGCGCUGGAAACGAUGACACGAUCUACUUCUUCUUCACCGAGAAGAGCCAGGAGCAGAGUACGACUUACAGCCACAGCAGGGUGGCACGAGUAGCCCGGGUUUGUAAGGGAGACAGAGGAGGCCAUUUAACCCUCCAGAAACGUUGGACGUCCUUCCUCAAGUCCAGGCUGACCUGCUCUCUGCCCGAGUACGACUUCCACUUCAACAUGCUGCGCAGCGUGUUCGUCAUGCCCGGCCUCACCCCACGGGACACGCUCUUCUACGGCAUCUUCGGCCUAGAGUGGAAAAACGUGAAGGCGUCUGCGGUGUGUCGGUUCUCGCUGCCCGAAGUCCAAGAGGCCUUUCAAGGACCCUACAUGGAGAGCCAGGACUCCGACUGGAGGGAAUAUGUUGGAAAGAUCCCCAACCCAAGACCUGGAACAUGUAUUACCGAUGCUCUGAGGGCCAAGGGCAUAAACAUCUCCACCUCCCUGCCUGAUGAUGUGCUGGACUUUGUCCGACGGCAUCCUCUGAUGUCCAAGCAGGUCCAACCUGUAGACAGACGCCCCCUUUUGUUCAAGAGAACAACAAACUACACACAUAUGGCUGUGAACACGGUCCAGGGAUUAGAUGAACAGAUGUACCAUGUUUUAUACAUGGGCACAGAUGAAGGCUGGCUGCACAAAGCUGUCGACAUUAAAGGGCAGCUUCACAUCAUUGAAGAGAUUCAGCUGUUUAAGGAGCCACAGCCUGUUAAUAAUCUGCUGCUAUCUACAAAGCAGAUGAGCCUGUAUGCCAGCUCUCCGUCAGGUGUGGUUCAGCUGCCGCUCUCAAACUGUCCCAGGUACACUUCCUGCUACGACUGCAUCUUCGCCAGGGAUCCUAACUGCGCCUGGGACGGAGCUGAGUGUGUGGACGUGAUGACGGAGGCGAACCGAUCCACUUUAAUCCAAGACAUCCAGUAUGGUAGAAUGGGCUGUGAGAAAACGCAAUACAAUGCUGUCCAUCGGAGCCGCUCCGUGCGGGUGGGUGACGACAUCCUGCUGCAGUGCGAACUCAGCUCCAACCUGGCGACGCCUCUUUGGACACUGAACGGUACCGAGGUGCAGGGCUACGAUCUCAACUCAGGCUUCCGCAUCGGGACUGAUGGACUGCUGAUCAUUGAGGCUCAGCAGGACCAGAGUGGCUUGUACACCUGCCACGCUGUGGAGAACAACAUCAAGGUUGCUGUUGUGACCUACAAUGUAACCAUCAGCAUUGAUCUGCCCCCUCCUCCACCGGUCGAGACAACUCACAGCAUUUUAACAAUGCUGCCAGCACCGACUGAGGGUCCCUCAUCUGAGAACUCCUCAUCUGAGGGCCCCCAACCACCGCUGCUCCUGCUGUCCCCUCGGAACAUGGAGGCCAUCUAUCUGUCCCUCAUCACCGUCCUUGGCACCCUGUGUGUGGUGCUUGCUGUGGUCCUGGUUUAUGUGGGCUUCUGCUUGCGAGUUGGCCGGAGGGGGAAGUAUUCGCUGCGUGCCGCGGCCGCAGUACACCCGAGCAGCAAGAGGAGCAGAAAACAGCACAGAAACUCCGCCCACAUGGAGGUAAAGACCAUCUCAAGUCACUGCAAUGGCUUUUGUAAUGGAGUUUCAAAACGGCAAAAUGCCAGUAUACAAGAUGAAGGCUUUCUACAUAUCGUACCCGGUGAGGGACACGCUUCCCCCAAUAAAGACGCUCUUCCCCCAGCACCUCCUCUCCCUCCUGCUCUGCACUUUUCCUCUCCAGAGUGUGACUUUCCCAAUGGGCUGUCAGCGACAUUGCCCAGCGUUUUGAGGAGGAUGAACGGGAACAGCUACGUGCUGCUGAGGCAGAGUGACUCUGAAAACACAUCCCCGCUCUGCUACCCAUUUGCUGAGGAGCUCAACAAGAUCUUAGAGAAGAGGAAACAUACUCUGCUGCUGCCCAGGCCCGAUGAGAGCUCUGUGUAGACCCUGACUGUGUUC